CCGAAGCCUAAACUCCACACUUCAAAGCUCCAUAGAAACCGGGACAGGCAAUAAGCCGCCAACGAGAGUUUUAUUAAAAAGCGAUGGAGUUUUGAUAAGGGUUUAAUUCUUCGCUAGAGCCGGCUGAUUGGGACUGGAGAUUUUAUUGCCGAGCGCGUCUCUCUGACAAUGUUAAAUUGCCGUUUUAAUUAAAGCGAGCAGCCCGCCUGAACCUUUCAGGAAAUUACUCUCUAAUCAUUGUUUCUGUGCUUCUGAUAUCCAGACUGUUGCCUCGCAACUCUCUCCCGAACCUUCCAUUUCACACCAGGUCGCGAAGGGGAGGGUGAAUCGCUACUUUUUAAAAAAAAUUAUUAAAAGCCUCGCGGUCCUGUUUGGGAGCCGCUUUUAAUCCAAAGCUCGACAUGAAACAAGCUGGAAACUGUGGAUCGUCUCUGAACCCCUCCGGGUACAACCUGAUGGUAAAGAUGUACCUGCCAGAUGCCGCUCAUGACAAUAUUCUCAAAGAAGGCAAACAUGGGACAUGGGGGUCCCUGACAUCCGGAGUACAGAAAGGCAGCGGGCAGAUCCAGCUGUGGCAGUUCCUCUUAGAAUUGCUGUCAGAUGGCUCCAACAUCAACUGCAUAACGUGGGAAGGAGCCAAUGGAGAGUUCAAGCUCAUUGAUCCAGACGAGGUGGCCAGGAGGUGGGGAGAGAGGAAGAGCAAGCCCAACAUGAACUACGACAAACUGAGCCGAGCGCUUCGUUAUUACUAUGACAAGAACAUCAUGACCAAAGUCCACGGCAAACGCUAUGCUUACAAGUUUGACUUCCACGGUUUGGCUCAGGUCUGCCAGCCCUCUGCCACCGAACACACGCUGUACAAGUUCCAGAGCAACUUGGCUCACCUCCCCUUCUCGGGCAUCCCCAAGCUCAACCUCGUGACGUCCAAUGUCUCCCCUUCGGGAUUCUCCUACUGGCCGGGUUCCAGCCCCGCCCUCUACCCUGGCCAUGGCCUGCAGCCCCCGACCCAUUUCAGUCCAGUCAGUGGGUCUCACGUUGGCAGCAUCAGCAACAUCGCUGGCAUCAACAAUAUGAACAGCCACUAUCACUGAAGGGGGCAUU
Messenger RNA from Stegostoma tigrinum, 1101 nucleotides. RefSeq names its product FEV transcription factor, ETS family member (gene fev). Gene Ontology annotation, biological process: cell differentiation; regulation of transcription by RNA polymerase II. Gene Ontology annotation, molecular function: sequence-specific DNA binding; DNA-binding transcription factor activity, RNA polymerase II-specific. The transcript is spliced from 3 exons. Lineage: Eukaryota; Metazoa; Chordata; Chondrichthyes; Orectolobiformes; Stegostomatidae. Bases 402 to 1091 code for a protein of 229 amino acids. Gene Ontology annotation, cellular component: nucleus. The record is from RefSeq and is a predicted model, not a curated record.